Molecule: messenger RNA, 1746 nt
Organism: Gossypium arboreum
Lineage: Eukaryota; Viridiplantae; Streptophyta; Magnoliopsida; Malvales; Malvaceae
Exons: 10
Coding region: 211-1005 (264 amino acids)
Cellular component (GO): Golgi membrane
Source: RefSeq, a predicted model, not a curated record
GUUUAAAUGAAUCGGCAUUUGAGGAAGGCAGGUGCCUAGUCAGAGUGAGAGCGAGCCUGGGACGGAGAGAAAAACAGAGUCGUCGUCGUUUUUACGCUUCCAUCCGUAGACACAAACCAAGAGGUGUAAAAAGAAAACAAGGAAGAGAUCCCUACAGAUCUCGGAUCAAACAACCAAAUCGAACUAACUCAAAGUCAGAGAAAAGGGAAGAUGUUACCAACGGUGAGCAAAACGCGUUCCACGCCCUCCACAUCUCGACCUAACUCCAUGUUCCCUCAGUACCUACGUCGAAUUGUCAAGUGGCAACAAAUGGAUAUUGAAUAUACUUUCUGGCAAAUGCUUCACCUAUGUACUGCACCAAAGGUUGUUUCUGUUGUGCAUAUGAAUUACCAUGGCGGAUGCAGCUAUCAGCACACAAAAUAUCACAAACAAACCAAGAACCAGUGGGCACGUGACGACCCUGCUUUUGUUGUAAUCUGUAGCCUUCUUUUGGCAGUUGCAACAAUAGCUUAUUGUGCUGCGUAUGAUCACAGUGCUGCACAUGCUGUUUUUGUAGUUAUUUCAGUAUUGCUUUUCCAUUUUUUACUUACUGGAGUAUUUCUGGCUACAUGUUGUUGGUUCUUGACAAAUGCUUACCUUCGGGAAGAGGCUCCAAAUAGUCAUGUUGUUGAACAACGGGUUGAAUGGCUGUAUGCAUUUGAUGUGCACUGCAAUUCUUUCUUCCCGAUGUUUGUAAUGCUUUACGUAAUACAUUAUUUUGUGUCACCGCUUCUGGUAGCCCAUGGUUUUAUACCUGAACUUCUGUCCAAUCUGCUGUUCAUGGUGGCAGCUUCUUACUAUCACUACCUUAACUUUUUAGGUUAUGACGUACUUCCCUUUUUGGAGAGAACAACCUUUUUCCUCUACCCAAUUGGUGUCAUAAUUGUUCUAUCCCCUAUCUUGAUUUUAAGUGGCUUCAAUCCUUCAAGAUAUUUUAUGAAUAUGUAUUUUAGCCAAAGGAUAUGAUGCGCAGAUUGUGAGAUUAGUGACUGCUUUGGAGGCUGCAUCAAUGUUAGAAUGCUUGAUGAUUUGCAUACAUGUAAAAAAAGAAGAAGAAAUGCAGCAAAAAAUGAGAAAGAGGAAGAAAAAAAGGUAACCUCGACCUUCUUCAUGGUUUUUUUUUCUUACCAUCAGGAACAGAAAUCAGAACCGAACGAAGUUAGGUUAGAAAAAGGAUUUUUUCAAUGUUCAAGAUUGAUUGAUCAAAUGGAGCUAUUUGAAAUGUAAUGAUUUUGACCCCGUGUUUCUUAUUAAUAUAUAUUUGUGUUCUAUUUGGAAAAAAAAAUCCUAGCAUAUGGAUUCUGCAUUUUUUCAGUAUUUAUAAUGCCUGUGGGAUGUGCAUAGGAUUAUAAGUUUGCCAUUUGCUUCAUUGUGCCAAUUAUUGACGAGCUCCUUUAAAAUAUUGCUUGCUUGUGGAAGUGAGUUCGAUGUAUCUUUCUGUCAGCUUAGGAUGUAACCAAUUUCAGGCCAAGUUUUCCGUCAUUGGUGAUGCGCUGUAUAUGUGCAAAUGGUUUGUGUAUUAGUUUAGCAGAGAAUAGGGAUUUUUUAUUUUACUUCUCAUAUCCGUUUUUACAGUUCAUGGUCGGGGUAUGUGACUGAAGGAAUAGGGACUUUAAUAAAAUAUUUGUAAUUGCAAGUUGGCUCUUGUUAGAUUUGAAAAGAAAAAUGAAUUCAGUUCGAUCAUUAUCGAGAUGAUGGUUCCAAUAA